Messenger RNA from Dreissena polymorpha, 7974 nucleotides. Its product is annotated as TNF receptor-associated factor 2-like. Gene Ontology annotation, cellular component: cytoplasmic side of plasma membrane; plasma membrane signaling receptor complex. The transcript is spliced from 8 exons. Lineage: Eukaryota; Metazoa; Mollusca; Bivalvia; Myida; Dreissenidae. Gene Ontology annotation, molecular function: zinc ion binding; tumor necrosis factor receptor binding; ubiquitin protein ligase binding. The coding region runs from base 282 to 1844 and encodes 520 amino acids. The record is from RefSeq and is a predicted model, not a curated record. Gene Ontology annotation, biological process: regulation of canonical NF-kappaB signal transduction; regulation of apoptotic process; positive regulation of JNK cascade.
AUUUAGAAUGUAGCACCUGCGCUAUACAUUCGGACUGAAAUUUGAUGUGAACAGUGAGAGAAAAAGCUAUUAUGCUAAAUGUGUGUGUGUUUGGAAUCCCAAAUGUAAAAACAGUGAUGAUUAUUUCCCUAGUAUAAAUCUUACAUGCUAAAUUGUGUUCAUAUAGCCGACUGGUAAUAGCGUCAUGACGCUUGUGGUAACUUAACUAAAAUACCAGAUAGAUAUCAAAUUUAAGGAGAUUGAAGUUCUACACUAAACGCACAAUCGGCGAACUGUUUGUGAUGACAAUGGCAUCAUGGACUGGAUAUCCAAAAGAAAUUGCCACUGGAAACUCUGUGGAUAAGAAAUUCAUUUGUAAUAGAUGUGGCAAUAUUUUACGUGAACCAGUGCAAGCAACGUGUGGGGACAGGUUUUGUAGAGGAUGCGUAGAGGUUUUGUUUCAAGAUGGGGCAGAACAAAAAGAGUGUCCUAGACCAAAUUGUAUGGAUGAAGAUGACAGCACUCAGAGGAGUGUUAUCAGUAAAGCAGAGAUUUUUCCUGACAAUGCUAUAAAGCGCGAGAUCAACCGCAUGAAAGUACAUUGUAUCAACAAAGACUGUAAAUGGAAUGGAAAGUUCAAGGAAUAUGAGAGCCAUUUCCCCAUCUGUGAGUUUAGAAUGGCCACCUGUGCUGCCUGUGGAAGUGAAGUCAAGAUGAAUGAGAUGGAGAGACAUCUUAGAGAUGUCUGCCCUAAAGCCCAGCUACAAUGCAGUGACUGUGGGAACUUGAUAACAAGAGAGGACUGGGAACAACACCAGGUCUCCCAUAGAAGCGUUUUGUGCCCAGCCUGUCCUUCUGGGACUACUGUUGAUAGGGAAGCUUUUCACGACCAUUUCAACAGGGAGAGGCACAGCACAUACGUGUUCCACGCUUUACAUAGCAGUUCUACUGAAAUACAGCGCGUGGCGACUGAGCUUGCUUUAAUCAAGGAUGAUAUCUUGGCAAGAGUUCAGUUACUGGAUGAAAAGAUUGUAGCUAUUAAUGCAGGAGGUGGCUCUAGUUCUGGUGUCCUGAAUCCAGACCAGCGUGUGAGACAACUGUUCGAGCAGAUGUCCAAAAGCUUGAAUGACCGAGUAGACACGAAGACCGGCACAUUUGAAGGCAUAGCGAAUACCUUACACAGAGAACUAGACAAGGUCAUCUCAGCUAUAGAAAAGCUGGAAAAUCACCGUAGAAACAUGAAAGAUGUGGUUGACUCGAGCGCGCAGAGGAUCAAUGCUUUGGAGCAGACAUUGAGGGUUAGGGAGUCAAAGAUUAUCGAGUUAGAGCAGAAGUUGAUGGAUAAUAAUCCAUUGGUGAGCUAUAAUGGGGUGUUCAUAUGGAAGUUCACAGAUUUCUUACGAAAGCAACAAGAAGCACAACAAGGAAGAAACGUAAGCCACUAUUCCACUCCGUUCUUUACAAGCAGGUUCGGCUACAAAAUGUGUGCUAGACUGUACCCAAAUGGAGAUGGAAUGGGCAAAGGCACACACCUGUCCGUAUUUUUCGUUGUAAUGAAGGGGGAGUACGAUGCUUUGCAGGAAUGGCCAUUUAAACAGCGGGUUACAUUUUGCCUGCUGAACCAAGAAAGGGGAAGCCAUGUAGUGGAUUCCUUCCGACCUGACCCAACCAGUUCCUCUUUCCGUCGUCCACAAAACAAUAUGAACAUUGCCUCUGGAUGCCCUCUGUUUGUGAGACUGGAUGCACUUGUAAGCCCUGGCAAUGGACUGUUAAAAGACGAUACCGUCUUCUUGAAGAUUAUUGUGGAUAGUACGGACAUCCGUGAUCCUUCAUCCCCUUUGGAUAGUACGGCUGCAAAGGCCUAGCCAACACGAACACCCCAAUAGACCUUCAUCUGAAUCACUUCAACGUAGAUGGUAAUGAUGUUGAAGAUUGGUCUCGCAUAUGGGCACUGAACACGUCUUGUGCACAAUCUUUACAUGUUGUAUCUUUGAAUGCAUUACAUGUAUCGAUAUGUUCACGAGACGCGUUGUCUCCUCGUUGUCAGGGACAUGGACCUGUUUCCUUGCCUGCAUGUGAUGGUCCUUGUCCCCCCACAGGAGACGAUCAGGAAGAAGGCAGUUCGUCUGCAUCUGGUUUGGAGUUGGACUUGUAAAGUUGGAACAACUGAAUCUUAAGUGUGUAACAGUGCUACCACAUGCACUGGUGGGCCUCAAGAAGUUGAAAUAUCUGCAGUUUCUUUGUAAAUAUAAAGCGCUUGACAAGUUACAUUAUGAGCACAUAGAAUCAUUUAGUCCCUGGAAUGAAGUAGCUUUAUUACCACUCUCUAAUAAAUAUUAUACAAAUCUAAAAUGUAUUAAAAUACUUACAUCUUAUGACGGACUGGAUUUGUCACUGUUUGAAAAUGUAAACUCGAUAAAAAUGAGCAAUAAAGUGAAAGUGUUACCGCAAUGACCUCUCAUCAAUAACAAACAAAACCUUUCUCAUAUUGGCUUGUCUUUUUAAAAAUUUUACUGUUUUGACAAUCAAGCCAGUUAUACAUGGUUUCUAAUGGUUCAGAUCCAGUACAGUGUGCAGACUAUAUAUCCUCCAGUGAUGCCAUCUAUAGAAUGCAUUAACUUGUAUCAUGUAAAAUGUUCCUUUAUCUGGCUGCGCAGUCUGCUCAGCAAGCUGCUGACAAUCAUACGGUGAGGUGUGAGCUGUUGGACUGUAAUCAUGAGUUCAAGAGUAGGCUAUCAGGCAGCCACAUAGAACCAUGUGAAGAGGAUGCAGACAGCAAGCCAUUUAAACAUAUUUUCAUAUAUCAUGAUUUGAACAAUACAUGUGUAUUUGAAGCGGAUUACUUAAUCUGGUAUAACUGUCUAUGGGAGUCUCUGCAUGGCCUUGAUGUCAAGAAUCUGAAUUAUCACUCCACAUUCUUCAAGGUAUCUUGCACCUUCGUUGUUACAGUCACUGGCAUCACUCUCACAGCUUGAAACGCUUAGAAUGUCUUUACCUGAAUAUAUCGACCUACAGCUUCCUUGGUCAUUGAAACAUCUGACUGUCUCUUAUGAUAGAUUAUCUCAGAACUUCGUGACCUUGUGAACAAAAAGAGAAGGCUAUCAGGCAGUCUCAUAGCAUCAUGUGUAGAGGAAGCAGUCAGCAAGUGGCUUGCACAUAUAUGCAAAAAAAUAUAUACGGAUUUAAACAAUAUAUGUACAUUUAAAAGUUUAUGACAUAAUCUUGAGACGCGAUACCAGUCUAUGGCAGACUCUGAAUGUCAAGAGUCUGCACAUUGCUGUAAAAAAUGUGGAAGUGUUUCAUAAACGGUCAUUUUCACAGUCACCAGCAUCCCUCUCACAGCUGGAAAUGUUUGGAUUAUAUUUAUAUACUUAAAUUGAUGUACAGCUUCCUCCGUCAUUGAAGUAUUUGACUGUUUAUUAUUAUGCAUAGUCUCCAUCAGAACUUUGCAAUCUUAUGAACAAACUGUGUGCAUCUACUCAAUCACUUGAAUGUAUAUUUGCAUUUUAUUGUGUUUAUAAAAUAGUAGAUACAUCAUCAAAAUACAGGCUGGGAAAGAACGCCUUGAAAACAAGACACAGGCUGGAGAACAAAGCAUUGAAAACAAGACACAGGCUGGAAAACAAAGCAUUGAAAACAAGACACAGGCUGGAAAACAAAGCAUUGAAAACAAGACACAGGCUGGAAAACAAAGCAUUGAAAACAUAACAGGCUGGAGAAAAACGCAUUAAAAACAAGAAACAGGCUGUAAAACAAAACAUAACACAGGCUGGAGAACAAAGCAUUGAAAACAAGACACAGGCUGGAAAACAAAGCAUUGAAAACAUGACACAGGCUGGAAAACAAAGCAUUGAAAACAAGACACAGGCUGGAAAACAAAGCAUUGAAAACAUAACACAGGCUGGAGAACAAAGCAUUAAAAACAAGACACAGGCUGGAGAACAAAGAAUUGAAAACAAGAACAGGCUGGAAAACAAAGCAUUGAAAACAAGACACAGGCUGGAAAACAAAGCGUUGAAAACAAGACACAGGCUGGAAAACAAAGCAUUGAAAACAAGACACAGGCUGGAAUACAAAGCAUUGAAAACAUAACACAGGCUGGAGAACACAGCAUUGAAAACAAGACACAGGCUGGAGAACAAAGAAUUGAAAUCAUCAAUAAAAGAAUAUAUCUGAAUCUAAUAGGAACUCGAAGCACUGAAGCCUGUUGAAGUGGAAACGAUUUUGAAUAUAUGGCUAAACUAUUCCUGACCUGGUGUGUACAUGACAGUGUUUGUGUUGAUGCUGAGAGCAUAAAUCACUGGAAAUGUUCAUAACAUCCUGAAUAUAUUGACAGCCUCUGUCACAUGUCAAUGGGACUUCAGAUUAAUUGUACUAAAGGUCCUGACCUGUGCUAGUAACUUAAUGGUUGCGACUGUAAGACAUGAAUUUAAUAUCUACGAAGGAUAAUCAAGAGAUUGGUAGACUUUUAUCAUCAUUUAUUAUGCCCCCCUUCAAAGAAGAGGGGGUAUAUUGUUUUGCACAUGUUGGUAGGUCCGUCCGUCCGUCUGUCGGUCGGUCUGUCCACCAGAUGGUUUCCGGAUGAUAACUCAAGAACGCUUAGGCCUAGGAUCAUGAAACUUCAUAGGAACAUUGAUCACAACUGGCAGAUGACCCCUAUUGAUUUUCAGGUCACUAGGUCAAAGGUCAAGGUCACAGUGACUCGAAACAGUAAAAUGGUUUCCGGAUGAUAAAUCUAGAAUGCUAACGCCUAGGAUCACGAAACUUCAUAGGUAAAUUGAUAAUGACUGGCAGAUUAGCCCUUUUGAUUUUCAUGUCACUAGGUCAAAGGUCAAGGUAACGGUGACUUGAAAUAGUAAAAUGGUUUCUGGAUGAUUACUCAAGAAUGCUUACGCCUAGGAUCAUGAAACUUCAUAGGUACAUUGAUCAUGAGUGGCAAAUGACCCCUAUUAAUGUUCAGGUCACUAGGUCAAAGGUCAAGGUCACAGUGACUCGAAACAGUAAAAUGGUUUCCUGAUGAUAACUUAAGAAUAAUUAGGCCUAGGAUCAUGACACUUCAUAGGUACAUUGAUAUAUGACUGGCAGAUGACCCCUAUUGAUUUUCAGGUCAAAGGUCAAGGUCACAGUUACAAAAAACGUACUCACACAAUGGCUGCCACUACAACUGACAGCCCAUAUGGGGGGCAUGCAUGUUUUACAAACAGCCCUUGUUACACAUUUAUUUACUGUAUAGCAAAAUCGGGCAUUAGAGUUUAUAACUUAAAUAAGCGAAAUUUUCCAGUUUUCAUGUUCUUUUAUAAAAAUGACAUAUGUUUAAAAGGAGUCAUAACGGGCAAUCGGGAGCACUUCAUUUAAAAUCCAGUUGUGUUGUUGUCGUCGCUUGUUUUUCGUGCAUUGUUUAGCACGCAAUAUAUGUCUUCUUGUGAUUGGGUAUCUUAUUGUAAAUGUUCAUUAAAUAUUACUUACAAUAAUUGAUCAAUAUUGAAAUAUUGAUACACUGUUUGGUUCUUGUUUGUUGUUAUCACUAUUGCUUUAGCAUUAUGUUAGCCAGUUUCACAGUUGAACACAAAGAGAUAAAACUACUGAUGCAAAAAUUAAUUUCUGAAAAAAACUUAAGACAAUAUAUUUUGCCUUUUACCCAUGCAUGAUUACAUUAUUAUUAUAUGCUGUAUAUUGAUAUCUUAUUAUUAUUUAACACUUAACUGAAACAAACAUUGCAACACAAAAUGUGGUAAAAUAUCAAACUAGCAUAUUAAUGAGCUUAAUGCUCUACCUUGUAUUACAUCUGAAAUAGAAAAGAUGUGUCUUAAGUUGUAAAUUCAUUUUUAUUUUAUCCUUUAACCCUUUCCCUCUUAGAAGCAAAGUGAAACUGGCCAUGUGCAAAGUCGCAGUCUGUUAAGGUGUUAUGCUGUUUGUAAUCAUCAGUAUCUAAGGGUUGGAAAUGAAGCCUUUAAAACUUAAAUCUAGUUAGAAAGGUAUUUAAUUAAAUUGAACUUUGUAAGGGACUACAGAUGUGUUAAAAUACUUGUCUAAGUGGGUAAUAGUUAAAACAAUAAAUAAGGUUAGGCAAUCAACACACUUAGUAGCAAGCUGACUUACAAAUGUCUAUAUCCGAUCAGAUGUUUUCGGCUCAGAACGCUCCGGACACUCAAUCAUAAGGUGAGGUGUGAGCUGUGGCAAUGUAUUAUUAACCAGGUUUUCCGAAGGAAAAAACUGGUUAUUAGAUUGGCGAAUGCGGGCGGGCUGGCUGGCUGGCUGGCGGGCUGGCGGAAUAAGCUUGUCCGGGCCAUAACUAUGUCGUUCAUUGUCAGAUUUUAAAAUCAUUUGGCACAUUUGUUCACCAUCAUUGGACGGUGUGUCGCGCGAAAUAAUUACGUCGAUAUCUCCAAGGUCAAGGUCACACUUUGAGUUCAAAGGUCAAAAAUGGCCAUAAAUGAGCUUGUCCGAGCCAUAACUAUGUCGUUCAUCGUCAGAUUUUAAAAUCAUUUGGCACAUUUGUUCACCAUCAUUGGACGGUGUGUCGCGCGAAAUAAUUACGUCGAUAUCUCCAAGGUCAAGGUCACACUUUGAGUUCAAAGGUCAAAAAUGGCCAUAAAUGAGCUUGUCCUGGCCAUAACUAUGUCAUUCAUUGUGAGAUUUUAAAAUCAUUUGGCACAUUUGUUCACCAUCAUGGGACGGUGUGUCCCACGAAAGAAUCACGUCAAUAUCUCCAAUGUCAAGGUCGCCACGACUAAAAAUAGAUUUAAAAAAAAAAAAAACUUACAAAGGGGGUUAAUUUUUUUGGUCAUUUCAAAAGUUCAGUUUGAGUUUUCUCCCUUUAUCAGAUUUUUUUUUCACAAUGAAAACCUGGUUUUGUGACAAUUUUGUCCCUUGUAACUUUUAUUUUUGUUAUUGACAUUUUCUUGUAAAUAAUUAUUAUGGUAUAUGUAAUUAGUGCUUGUAAGAUAUACAACAUUAGUAUUAUUAUCUUUUUUGAGUUGCUCUUAUUAGCUUACUGAAGCAGAAGCUGCUAAUAGUUUUAUCAUUUGAUCGCCUUAUAACCGUCGUCUGUCGUUAUUCAUUGCCUUGUGGAAACUAGACUCCACAUUAAUUAAUCUUCAUUCCUGGAAGUCACUUUUUGUGCAUUGAAACUUACAUAUUACAUUUAUCCCAAUUAUAUCUUGUCCGAGUUCAAAAUCGGGUCGUGCGGGGUCAAAAACUACGUAACUAGGUAAAAGAAAAGAAAAAAAAUAUUGUGAAAACUAGAGAGGCCACUUAUAUUGCCCAAUCAUCACAAAACUGUCGUAAUAGUCAAGUCAUAUAUUGACCAAAUUCAAAACUGGGUCAUAUGGGAUCAAAUAACGCUAGGUUGUUGGUUCAAAUUUUUGAAACGGCUUGUGAACACGCCUGAGACAGCAUUUAUCGCCUAAUCUUGAUGAAACUUGGUCGGGACAUUUGUACCAAUGACAUUAUCAAGUUCAAAAUUGGGUCAAGUGGGGUUAAAAAACAAGGGCAAUUGUCAAAAUUAAAGAAACGCUUGUUAAACGCUAGAGGCCACACUUUUGGCCCAAUCUUCAUGAAACUUUGUCAGAACAUUUAUCCUGUAUAUUUCAUAAUAUAUACUGUAUAUAUAUUUGGGUAUUCAGAUUUACUAGGCUUUCUUGGUGUGUCAGUUUUACUUAAUUGCAUCUUUUUAUAUUAAUUAUAUCACUGUAUAUACUUUGGACACUGAAUCUGUUAGAACUUGCAUAUUAUGUUUUCAUGUGAUUUGCUUUUAAACAAAACAAUUUCAAGUACAGAAGAUUUUCACACAAAUGUUGCACAAAUUCAAUGCUUACAUUUAAAUAAUAAUAAGUUCACAUUGAUUUUAGAAAGGGGUAAGUAUAUAAAGACAUAAAGUCGUCUUAUACAAACAAUGGCGUUAAUUGAUGAAGAUAAUAUUAUAAUGAUUUAUUACCUGUUUCAUGUACUCAUCGUUAUUUUUUUGUUAAUAAAUAAAUCUUGUGUGAACAUUUA